This is a messenger RNA of Ceratitis capitata (Mediterranean fruit fly), 4170 nucleotides long. RefSeq names its product protein tramtrack, beta isoform (gene ttk). Gene Ontology annotation, cellular component: nucleus. Gene Ontology annotation, biological process: regulation of transcription by RNA polymerase II. The transcript has 6 exons. Gene Ontology annotation, molecular function: protein binding. NCBI's taxonomy places the organism in Eukaryota, Metazoa, Arthropoda, Insecta, Diptera, Tephritidae. Bases 1492 to 4128 code for a protein of 878 amino acids. The record is from RefSeq and is a predicted model, not a curated record.
CUCCAUACAUUCAUAUGUAUGCAUAUAAACUAUAAGCACUGCAAUAACUAUAAGGAGAGCCACUCGCGCUGCUAUAGCACCAGUUGAUAUCGGCAUUUUGCUUGACUAUUAUACGUGUUGUUGUUGUCGGCGCUGUUGUACGCUUUGUAGGAUGUCUAUGCGUCGCUAUGCCGAAUACUCACUCGUUCAAACGCUGCAUUCAUUUAACUGGCUUGGUCUAAAGAGAAGGAGUGCAGGCGAGGAGAGCGAAUGCUUUCGUUGAAAUGAAAACGCGUAGGAUUGUUUUGCUAUCGCUGCUGUUGCUGCUGCGGCGAAGGAGAACAACAAAAGGCAACAGGCGAAUGUGUUUUGGCAGCAAAGUCAACAGAAGUGACUUUUUGAUUUCAAAAACACAUACACUCACCGCGGGACUACAAAUGUACCUUCUUGCUUGCGUGUCAAUUCGGCGGGAGCUCGUGUGCUCGGGUGUAUACAUACAAAUGUUUAUGUAUAGAUGAACAUGCUUAAAGUAAUUUCCCUUUUUGAGAGGACUGAGGAUCGCAAUAUCGCUGCCGGCAUCGCCCAUGUCGCCUCUUUCUCCACAUGCCGCUCCUUCACUUUGUACAUAGAUAGCUCGUCGUCUAUUGCUGCUGUGUUGGCCUUCGCUGCUGCUGCGCUGUCGUGUUCGUAUUGGAAGCUAUCGUCGCAGUUACCUUGUUGCGCUUAUUCACCAGGCUCUGUAAACAGUAUGAAUUUAGUCGUCGUGUGUCGUAGUGGUAUAGUUGGAUAAAUGUACGCGCGUGUGUCGUUUAAGUAAGAGAAAGAAAAAGAGUGAAGUUAGUGAUGAACAAAUAUUGUUCAAAGAAGAAACCAUAAUUACUACGCAUACAUAUUUUCUAUUACAUACGGAACAAAUGACAACAAAGUGCUUUAUUAUUUUAGUGAAAGAAGUUCGUUGAAAAAUACAGCAGGAAUUGUAAUAUAAUAAAAGAAAUCCCAAUACAAGUAUAUGUAUGUAUGUACAUACAUAGCUACAAAUUGUUAAUGAAUGUUUUUACGAGGCUUUAAAUUGGAAAAAUUGUGAAAACGUGUUAGCUUCUACAAAAUAAUAACAUUAAUGUCAACGCACACAAUGCAACACUUCCGUACAAAUAUUUAUGCAACGAGUUUAUGAAAAAUCUGUUCAUCGCUUGAAAGGAAAAAAAGGAAAGCGGAUACAUAUACGUAUUUUAUUUUUCAAUCAAGGAAUAUACAUACAUACAAGACAACAACGUAUUGACGCUCUGUAAUAAACUAGCUAAAAACGCUAAAAGCCACAUUUGACCUGCGAGGAUCUAAUUUACUUUACUGCACAAUUGCAUCUGAUAAGAACAUAAACUAACAACGUGGCCCAUUUUGUUUUCUGCCAGCUAUUGCAAAUAUAGUCUGGAAAAUUUAUAACAAUUUGUCAAGAAAUAUAUUUUCCUACAGUUGCAGAGGUUGUGAGCGUAUCACAGCCAAACAAAGUAAAAAAUGAAAAUGGCAUCCCAAAGAUUUUGCCUACGGUGGAAUAACCAUCAAAGCAAUUUAUUAUCCGUAUUCGAUCAACUCUUACACGCCGAGACAUUUACGGAUGUUACACUGGCCGUAGAUGGACAAUACCUAAAAGCACACAAGAUGGUACUAUCCGCCUGCAGUCCCUACUUUAAUGCGCUCUUCGUGCAUCACCCCGAAAAGCAUCCGAUUGUUAUUUUGAAGGACGUUCCAUAUUCGGAUAUGAAAUCUCUGCUUGAUUUCAUGUAUCGCGGUGAAGUUUCUGUUGAUCAGGAACGUCUUACCGCUUUCUUGCGAGUCGCCGAAUCAUUACGGAUCAAAGGUUUAACCGAAGUUAAUGAUGAUAAACCAUCGCCGGUUGCACCUACACCACCACCACCACAAUUGCAACGUAUUCAACCGUAUUUGGUGCAGCAGCAACAGCAACGUAGCAAAUCACAGAAUAGCCUAUUGGCUUCUUCCAAUGCUGGUGCAGGUGGUUUAGCUGGUGCUGCUGCACUGGCUGGUGGCCAACAAGCACAACAACAACAACAAUCGCUGUUAAGCUCAGCACUGGCCUCAAUGCCCAAAAGAAAACGCGGAAGGCCACGGAGAUUGUCGGGCAGUUCAAAUGGUACUGGCAAUGAUUACGAUGAAUUCGAUCGGGACGGCAUGAUGAAUGACUCGGAGAUGGGCGAUUGCAAAAUGGGUGAUUCAUAUUCCGGCAAUGAUGAUGGUUCCGAUGACAACCAACGUGAUGGUGGAGAUACGCGUGAUCCAAGUGAGAGCCGAGAUUCUGUUUCACAUAGCAAGAAAUCAAAAUUAAAAGACAACAAGUCCAAACAAACUGAAAACGAUAACAGCACAUCCGUACAAUUGAUAAACACAUCACCGGAAUUAUCGCACAGACUCUUCGGUUUAAUGAAACCAGCUGCCACGGUUCAACCACAAAAACAUGCGUCACAAAAUGAGGCAUUCGAAAUGGAGCUACCACAAACAUCACUGCUACAGUUCAAUGAGCCGCAAGAAGUAAUUACUCAUCUGCCCACAGCACUGGGCCUGAAGGUGCGUGACUCAUUGAAAUUGACUGUUCCACCGAAAAAUCAACAACAGCAGCAACAGCACCAGAAUGCGGCACACAACAGCAACUCACUGUUAAAGCAACAACUGCGCGCUGGACUUAAAGAAAUUACAAAUAGUACGCCCAACGAAUCAAUGCCCACUAGUAGUACAGAUUUCAGCUGUUCCGCACUGCAAUCGCUCGCUAGCGUAGCUGAGCGUCAAACGCCCAAUACAAUACAGCCGCCUUCGGCUAAUAAUUUACACCACCAAUUCUUGUUGCAUAUGGCCGCAAAUCCGAUGUUAAAACCGAGCGCAGAUUUCUUUCGACAGCAACAACAGCAGCUGCAUCAAGCGCAACAGCAACAGCAGCAGCAACAACAACGACAGGAACAAUCUUGCACUCAAGAACCACAACAAACACUAGCCAAACAGCCUCAAACACUGGCAACCCACAUGCAACAACAACAACAAAAAGCACCAACCACUCAAACAGAUUUACGCGAAUCGGAAUUGCAACGCGAUGACAGCAUGUCGCCAACAAAUAUGGAUAUUAUACUUGAUCAGACUGAUAAAUCCGAGCCGGAACUGACAUUGGCGGAUGAAAGUGCUGGAUUAGAUUACAAAAACGUUGACUCAUCAUUAGGUAACAUCGAUGACGCAGUUGCCAUUACAACAAUAACCAUAAGCGAUGCACCGGAUAAUGAAAGCACAAAUACGGACGUACGUGCACCGCCCGAGGUGGUUACAGCGCCAACGACACGUACUAGUGGCACAGCACGCCGUCCGGUACAACGACGACGGAUACGACGUAAGGCACAAUCGACGAUGGAUGAUCAAGCUGAGCACUUGACAGAGAUGUCAGUGCGUGGACUCGACUUGUUUCGUUAUGCGCGCAUAAAUGAAGGUGUCUACCAGUGUACAGAGUGCGCUAAAGAGGAUUUGCAAAAGACUUUCAAAAAUAAAUACAGUUUCCAGCGGCACGCCUUUCUCUAUCACGAGGGUAAGGUACGUAAAGUGUUCCCCUGCACAUUGUGUGGCAAAGAAUUCUCGCGACCAGAUAAAAUGAAAAAUCAUCUUAAGAUGGCGCAUGAGAAUUUCGUUGCACGCGACACUACUAAUAGCUUUAAUCCAUUAAACUAUCUAAUUACGGCGGCAACGGCGGAAGAGAUGCAAACUGCAAUUUUUACGGCUAGUGCUGCAGUGCAACAGCAGCAACAUCAACAACAACAACAAACACAACAGCAGCAGCAGCAGCAAGAACAACAGCAACAACAGAGGACGUCAAACAUACAAGAUAAUUAUCUAGAUAACGGUGUGGGCAUCGUUAAUGCACCGCCGCUGCGUGACAGAGACGAUUCGAGAUCAGCAUCGCCGAACCCUGCCUUGGCAUUGUUGAAACUGCAGCAUGACUUAACUAUUAAAAAUGAGAUUGUAAUCUCGCCUUCGCCCUCGCCUGAACCUAUGAUGAGCAUGGCAGCGGCCAAUGGCGAGGAGGCGUCGACAACAACACAGUCGACAAAUGCGUCCAUGUUGCAGGCAAAACGUAUAACACAAAGACUGGAAGAGGUUAAUUAAAUGUAAAUUUUCUAAAAAAAAAAAAAAAAAAGAAAAAAAAAG